This is a messenger RNA of Dictyostelium discoideum AX4, 468 nucleotides long. RefSeq lists its product as hypothetical. The transcript has a single exon. The record is from RefSeq and is a predicted model, not a curated record. Bases 1 to 468 code for a protein of 155 amino acids. Lineage: Eukaryota; Evosea; Eumycetozoa; Dictyosteliales; Dictyosteliaceae.
AUGCACAUCUUCUUCGAAUGCAAAUCAAUAAAACAGAAUAUCGACUCAAUCUAUCAAAAGGUCUGUAAAGACUCCAACAACACUUACCACGGUCCAUGGAGCGAAAAAGUUCUCGGAAAACUACUCACACCAUUCUCAUCAAAUCUGAUAGGAGCCAUUAUGGAAUCGAUAUGGUACAGAAGAAAUCAAAUAAAAUUCAACGAUAACACUACAAUAAUAACAGAGAACCAAAUAAUUCAUAAAAUCAAAAAAGCGAGAGAUGCCGAAUGGGAUAGAACAAGAAAGAUAGUAGAAAAACAACUACGUCAAGAACUAAGAUGCACUGAUAACCGAGAGUCAAUCAAUCGGACCGCAUCAAUAAAAAGAAGACUCGAAAAAUUCAGUCACAACUGGAACUCGAAACUCAUGACCAUUAACAUCCCGGAACACUUCAUACCAUACUGCUCAUAUAACACCAACUACUCAUAA